UAUCACAACAAAUUAAAUUCAUCCAAAUGCAUUCCGCACGAAAAUUAUAAGUUAAAACAAUGAUUAUAUAGAAAAUAAGUUGAAAUCUCAAAAUCCUCAGUGGAAAAGAACGAUGACCUACAACAAACAAUGCCAGAAAUUAAAUUUAACAGAACCCGUUUAUGGAAAAAUGAAAAGGAUAAAGGUAUAUCUAUUAGACGAACCGGAUACUUGUAAUGUACUUAAUAUCAAUCCGAGAAAUUGUAGAAGCUGGUCACAGGUGUUGAAACACAUCACCGAAACUUUAAAACCGGCUUUCGGAGCUGUUUUAAGAUUGUAUGAAUUAUCUACUGAUAAAUUUAUUGAAAAUUUUGAUCAACUAACCGCUAAUAGGACCUAUGUAGCACUUGGAGCUUACGGUACGGUGAAAAAAACACCUGGACGUUACACAUUAGCCGAUAAAAGAGAAGUUUUCAAACCGAGAGAAAGAACGCAGUUGUAUUUGGGCGAGACAGAUCCUAAAAUGCAAGAUUUUCUUGACGAAACCGAAAGAAAAGGUUUAACUGUUAUUUACGUCAUGACCAAUGGUGUAACUUUACAGGUACCACAAAAAGUGGUAUUCAGAAAACAUGAACUACAAAGUUGGGAUCCCAUAAUAAGAUUUCUGGAUAAAAAGCUGGAUAUACCUGAAGGUGUCGAACGUAUUGCGACGAUAUUCGGAGACAUUUUGUUGGAACCCAGAGAAUUACAACACGGUUUCGUUUACGUAGCACUUCAACCGUUAAAGCCUUUCGUCGAACUGGACUACUUGGAAUUGUUCAAAUAUUUAUGUUCGAAUUACAGAGGUAACUACAUUUUAUCGAUCGAACCGGCUCCCAUACAAACAUCGGAAGUCGUAAGAAGAAGAACGAUGAGUACCGUCGAACCGCUGACUAGUUUUGCUGGAACAACUUCUCGAUUGUCUGAAUUUGAUAUCGAACAAAGAAAGAGCAGGACGUCCGAACGAAAAAUGAGUAUGCCCUUCAGCCGAUCUAGAGAACCCAGCACCACCUCGAAACGUUCUUUUAACCCAAAUUCAACGGCAGGGGCUAGCAGAACGGCUGCAUCAAAUAGAAAAACAAGCACCGUUUCAGUUGAACCGCGUAAAUCUAAUAUCAGUCAUAUUGAUGAUGACAAUGUUGAUCAACAAAGAAAAUCAGUAAUGUCUUAUCGUCGAAAAUCUUCUGCUAAAGGUGCUAUGGACCAAAAUAAAAUUAUUCCGACAAGACCUUCAAUAAUGUCGGAAAAACGAAAAAGUAGGACUAGUGUAGCUCCCAGAGUAUCUUAUGUGAAUAACGUCGAAGGAUACAACGAUACAGUACAACAACAAGAAUCUUUUUUAUCCAAUAAGACGGUACCAGACGAUGAUGAGGUAGAAGAGGAGUUAGCGCAACUUAUUCCGACAGAAUCAACUGCAGAACAAACAAUAAGCAAGACGAGAGCUUCGCAAACAUACAAACAGAGUAAGUCUCCAGAAAUGAUUAAUGAAGACAGUGAAUUAAUAACAGAAUCUCGAAUCAAUAAUAGAUUUAAUGGAAAAAGUGUCCAAAGUGUAAUCGAUCCCGAAUUCAAAGAGAAAAAAUCAGUAACUAAGCCGCCAACAUCCUGUCCCAAUUUUAGGGAAUGCGAUUGUCCUGAAAUUGAAUCAGAUAUUAGCGUUACCAACAUACAAAAACGCAUGAGUAAAUCAACAACUGUUAACGUACCCGGAAGCAAAAGGGCGACAAGACCGACUAUCAUGAACCAAUUACCGGAAGUCGAAUCUGUUGUUUCUGCUAGGGGUAACGAAGAAUUCGAAGACGAUUCUCCAACGUAUUGUCCAGUUUACAAAGAUUGCAACUGCGCGGAAAUUUCGAACGAAAUAGCAAGACGUAAUACCAAUCGACCUACAGCUAUUGAUAUAUCCGCUUUAGAUUGUAAGUGCCAAGACGAAGCCACUCAAAAUGAUUUAGAAAAUUCGAUGGAUGAACUUCCGGUGAAACAAAGCGCGCCAAAAAUACCAUCGAUACCAGAAAAAAAACGUACCAGUACUAUAGCUGAUAAUAAACGUGGAGAGAAACGAAAAAGCCGUACACAGGAUCAGGAAAACAGACAAUCUAGGAAAAGUCUAAGUCGUAAAUCUCUAAAUAACGAAAAUGAAUUUAACGGAAAUGCUGUACUAACAAGGGACACUGGACAAAGUCGUCGCAGCAUUCCCGGACAGAUAAUUCAAUCGAUACCAUUUCAAAUCCAAGAUUCCCGUUCUUAUAUUGCAAAUUGCGAAUGUGACAAUGUUUCAGGACAAACAACCGAAAGAUGCAAUAGAAACAAAUUGCCUGCUGAUAGAAGUGAGUUUUUCGAAGGAGGUGGUUACACAGCUGAGCAAAGAUAUAGCACAAUCAAAUUCAAAAGUCAAUCCCAAAUGUCCCAAGCUCAAAGGCGUAGUGUCUCUAAACGUUCAAUCAAUCCGUUAGAUACAGAAGACUCUGAAUAUGAAGGAAACAUCAUACAAACAGGAAACGUUGGACGUAGCACAGUUAAGACUGCACCAAGCAGUAGUCGAAGGUCUUUAGGUAAAGACGAAUUCGAUGGAGAUGAAGCCUUUAGAUCUAGACAUCAAACACAAAUGUCCCAAGCUCAAAGGCGUAGUGUAUCUAAACGAUCAAUCAGUCCAUUGGAUACAGAAGAGUCUGAAUAUGAAGGAAACAUCAUACAAACAGGAAACGUUGGACGUAGCACAGUUAAGACUGCACCAAGCAGUAGUCGAAGGUCUUUAGGUAAAGACGAAUUCGAUGGAGAUGAAGCCUUUAGAUCUAGACAUCAAACACAAAUGUCCCAAGCUCAAAGGCGUAGUGUAUCUAAACGAUCAAUCAGUCCAUUGGAUACAGAAGAGUCUGAAUAUGAAGGAAACAUCAUACAAACAGGAAACGUUGGACGUAGCACAGUUAAGACUGCACCAAGCAGUAGUCGAAGGUCUUUAGGUAAAGACGAAUUCGAUGGAGAUGAAACCUUUAGAUCUAGACAUCAAACCCAAAUGUCGCAAGCUCAAAGGCGUAGUGUAUCUAAACGAUCAAUCAGCCCAUUGGAUACAGAAGAGUCUGAAUAUGAAGGAAACAUCAUACAAACAGGAAACGUUGGACGUAGUACAGUUAAAGCUGGACCGAGCAGUAGUCGAAGGUCUUUAGGUAAAGACGAAUUCGAUGGAGAUGAAGCCUUUAGAUCUAGACAUCAAACACAAAUGUCCCAAGCUCAAAGGCGUAGUGUAUCUAAACGAUCAAUCAGUCCAUUGGAUACAGAAGACUCUGAAUAUGAAGGAAACAUCAUACAAACAGGAAACGUUGGACGUAGCACAGUUAAGACUGCACCAAGCAGUAGUCGAAGGUCUUUAGGUAAAGACGAAUUCGAUGGAGAUGAAACCUUUAGAUCUAGACAUCAAACCCAAAUGUCCCAAGCUCAAAGGCGUAGUGUAUCUAAACGAUCAAUCAGUCCAUUGGAUACAGAAGACUCUGAAUAUGAAGGAAACAUCAUACAAACAGGAAACGUUGGACGUAGCACAGUUAAGACUGCACCAAGCAGUAGUCGAAGGUCUUUAGGUAAAGACGAAUUCGAUGGAGAUGAAACCUUUAGAUCUAGACAUCAAACCCAAAUGUCCCAAGCUCAAAGGCGUAGUGUAUCUAAACGAUCAAUCAGCCCAUUGGAUACAGAAGAGUCUGAAUAUGAAGGAAACAUCAUACAAACAGGAAACGUUGGACGUAGCACAGUUAAGGCUGCACCAAGCAGUAGUCGAAGGUCUUUGGGUAAAGACGAAUUCGAUGGAGAUGAAACCUUUAGAUCUAGACAUCAAACCCAAAUACCCGAUGGUCAAAGACACAGUACUUUUAAGCAUUCAAUUAUUCCUUUGCCUAUAGAUGACUAUGGAAAUGAAGGAAAUAUCGUACCAACAGAUGUUGCUAGAUAUAGUACCACUAGUAGCCGGAAAUCACUAACUAAACGUCAAUCGCAAAUAUCGCAAGCUCAAAGGCGGAGUACAUUGAAACAAUCAGUUAUUUCAUUACCUACUGAAGAAUACGAACCUGAACGAAGCGACGGUACUAGAUGUGGUACUCUCAAUACUGAAGCACGCAAUAUUAGUAAAUAUCCAGUUGCAAGCGGAUUUCUAAAAGAAACUGAGUCUACUAAAGACGUACCUGACAGACGUCAAUCUAGUCGACAAUCACGAAUAUCUCAAAUGAGCAGUACUUUUAAAGUCCCAGCUGUGGAAAACUGUGAAUGUGAAGAGAGUAUUGAACCCACAGGCGAUACUGGAUAUAAUACAUUUAAGCCUGAUACGCCUUGUACAUUUUCAGUUUCCGUACAUCCUGUUAACUCAGAGUUAAAUAAAUCCGGAGAUUGUACGAUAAAAGUUAGACGGCAAUCACAGAUAGCUCAAGCGAAGAGACGCAGUACUUUUAAAUCACCGGUGUCAAUACUGCCUUCAGAAAAUAGAGGAUUCAAUAAAAAUAUUGACCCAAGUAGACCUGAUAAUAGUUUGAUUGGGGGGAGCAAACAAUCAGUUAACCCCAGAUGUAUCACAAUAAAAUUCAAAAGUCAAUCCCAAAUGUCCCAAACUCAAAGGCGUAGUGUAGCUAAACGAUCAAUCAAUCCAUUGGAUACAGAAGACUCUGAAUAUGAAGGAAACAUCAUACAAACUGGAAACGUUGGACGUAGUACAGUUAAAGCUGCACCGAGCAGUAGUCGAAGGUCUUUAGGUAAAGACGAAUUCGAUGGAGAUGAAACCUUUAGAUCUAGACAUCAAACCCAAAUGUCCCAAGCUCAAAGGCGUAGUGUAUCUAAACGAUCAAUCAAUCCAAUGGAUACAGAAGAGUCUGAAUAUGUAGGAAACAUCAUACAAACAGGAAACGUUGGACGUAGCACAGUUAAGGCUGCACCAAGCAGUAGUCGAAGGUCUUUAGGUAAAGACGAAUUCGAUGGAGAUGAAGCCUUUAGAUCUAGACAUCAAACCCAAAUGUCGCAAGCUCAAAGGCGAAGUGUAUCUAAACGAUCAAUCAAUCCAAUGGAUACAGAAGAGUCUGAAUAUGUAGGAAACAUCAUACAAACAGGAAACGUUGGACGUAGCACAGUUAAGGCUGCACCAAGCAGUAGUCGAAGGUCUUUAGGUAAAGACGAAUUCGAUGGAGAUGAAGCCUUUAGAUCUAGACAUCAAACCCAAAUGUCGCAAGCUCAAAGGCGAAGUGUAUCUAAACGAUCAAUCAAUCCAAUGGAUACAGAAGAGUCUGAAUAUGUAGGAAACAUCAUACCAACAGGAAACGUUGGACGUAGCACAGUUAAGGCUGCACCAAGCAGUAGUCGAAGGUCUUUAGGUAAAGAUGAAUACUAUGGAGAUGAUGUACAAAGGUCUCAAACCUUUAAAUCUGGACAUCCAUUGCCUAUAGACGAUUUUGAACCCGCGGAAAAAAUUUUACCAAUAGUCAGAUCUAGACGUAAUAAUUUCAAAUCCGAAACAAGUAUUAGUAGAAAAUCUUUCACAACUAGUCCCUCUGCCGAAAAUGCUAACGAAGAUACCGCCAGAGGACGUAGUACAAUUAAAGCUAGAUUAGAAUCGAAAAUAUCCCAAGCUCAAAGGAACACUACAUUCAAAGCUCCCGUCUCAUUAUUACCUGAUCCAAAUUGUGAUUGCGAAGAAGUUAUUCUACCAACUACUCCUAAUAGACGCACUACCACAAAACAAGUAAAGCGCAUUAGCAAAUUUCCUGGAACUGACCGACCUCCGGAAGAAUGGGGUCCUGCUCGCUCAAGAUAUGACACAAUUAAAAGUGAACUAAAAAGAAGCGUCGAUACAAAUUGUGAAUGUGAAGACAUCGACCAAAAACCUAGAAAUGCCAAUAGCACGUUUCCAUCUACUGAUCCGUACCCAGAUAACUUGGAGCUCGGGGAAUAUACUGAAAAAACAGAUUUUGUUGGAGAAGACCAAACGUAUUGUACUCAAACAAAAAAAGUGAUAGUGGACAAGUCAGCAAGUUGUCCUUUAGUUUCUGUCACGAUAUUAUGUAAAGAGGAAUGUCGUUCUAAAUCGAGCGAAGUGGGAACUAGUCAAACUGAUACAUCAUAUAUCAAUGAAAACGAACCGACCAAAAAAGACGACUCGCUUUGCUGUUGCAUGACAAACGAAAAUCAAUCGGAAAAUACCGGAAUCGUCGCGAAAUAUGUUAACGAAACUUGUGGAACCGCAAAUCAAAACUGCAGAAACCCAAAUUCCCAACAAUCUCCCGGAACACAUAACGAUUCUGAACCAUACGAAGACUUCAAAUGUAACAAAAAUGUGAAGUUUUGUCAAUUACAAAAUCAAAACGCAUUGCCGUGUGGUCAAAACAGCGUAUGUCCAAAAAACGUCAGAGACAGGAACCAAAUGUUAUCUUAUCCGUGUUCCGAAUGUCAAGAUGAACAAGAACCACCUGCCUUAGAAGGAGUCUGCGGCCGUGGACGUAUUUGUGACACCAACAAAGAUAUUGUUUUGAAACUUCAAAUCUUGUGCAACAAACACGAAGAGGAAUCCAAAGUUGUAUCGUGUAGCUGUAAAGACCAGGAAGCCGAGUUAGAACCAGAACCAGAAGAAUUGCCAGAAUUUGAAGACGAACCGGAACCGGAACCGGAUGAAUACCCGGAACCUGAAGAAGAAUUAGAAGCGGAGCCCGAAGAACGCUACGAAGAAGAACCCGAAGAUGAUUUAGAUCUUGAAGAACAGCCGGAACAAGAACCCGAAGAACAAUAUGAAUGGGAACCAGACGGAAUGGAACCAGAGCCCGAAGAACCAACAUUGGAUCAGGAGUAUGAAGAAGAUUUGAAUAUUGAACCGAAUGAAAAAGAAAGGCGUAAAACGCAGAGAAUAUCUAACAAAGGUCCCAUGCCUAUGAUGACAACCUCGCGUGCAUUUAUGAAAACUGAAACGAGGUUGAGUUGUACUCGUUGUAGGCGGUUCUGUUGCGGUUGUAGCGUACAAUAUUUCAAAUAUGGUUCCUGAAAAUAGGCAGGUUUCAGCUCAGUUCUGCGCAUUCUCAAGCAUGCGCAGUAUAGAUAAAGUGUCUCGAACGAGAGAAAAAAAUGAAUAUUGUCGGCACCGUAACGCCAACGCAAAGAUCAUUACAACCAUCCAUAUCAAGAGGUUAGUCGAAGUGCGUGUUGAGAAAAUUAGCAAAAGUUUUAAUUCUCAAAGCAAUAAAAACGACAACUAUAAAAUUUCAUUAUUUGGUACGUUAGAA
This is a messenger RNA of Diorhabda carinulata, 7253 nucleotides long. RefSeq lists its product as uncharacterized. Gene Ontology annotation, biological process: intracellular signal transduction. Lineage: Eukaryota; Metazoa; Arthropoda; Insecta; Coleoptera; Chrysomelidae. The record is from RefSeq and is a predicted model, not a curated record. Bases 113 to 7015 code for a protein of 2300 amino acids. The transcript is spliced from 7 exons.